AUGUGUUGUGUGUCCUGUGUUGUCAUGUGCUGUCAUGUUUUGUGUGUCCUCUGUUGUCAUGUUUUGUGUGUCCUCUGUUGUCAUGUGUUGUGUGUUGUGUGUCGUGUUGGUCAUGUAUUGUGUGUCAUGUGUUGUGUGUCACGUGUUGUGUGUCCUGUGUUGUCAUGUGUUGUGUGUCCUGCGUUGUCAUGUGUUGUGUGUCCUGCGUUGUCAUGUGCUGUGUGUCCUGUGUUGUCAUAUGCUGUGCAUCCUGUGUUGUCAUGUGUUGUGUGUCCUGUGUUGUCAUGUGCUGUCACGUUUUGUGUGUCCUCUCUUGUCAUGUGUUGCCUGUCCUGUGUUGUCAUGUGUUGUGUGUCAUGUGUUGUGUGUCCUUGUUGCCAUGUGUUGUGUGUCCUGUGUUGUGUGUCCCUGUUGUCAUGUGUUGUGUGUCCUGUGUUGUGUGUCCUGUGUUGUCAUGUGUGGUUUGUCUUCUGUUGUCAUGUGUUGUCAUGUGUUGUGUGUCCUGUGUUGUCAUGUGCUGUGUGUCAUGUGUUGUGUGUCAUGUGUUGUCAUGUGUUGUGUGUCAGGUGUUGUCAUGUGUUGUGUGUCAGGUGUUGCCUGUCCUGUGUUGUCAUGUGUUGUGUGUCAUGUGUUGUGUGUCCUUGUUGCCAUGUGUUGUGUGUCCUGUGUUGUGUGUCCCUGUUGUCAUGUGUUGUGUGUCCUGUGUUGUGUGUCCUGUGUUGUCAUGUGUGGUUUGUCUUCUGUUGUCAUGUGUUGUCAUGUGUUGUGUGUCCUGUGUUGUCAUGUGUUGUGGGUCAUGUGUUGUGUGUCCUCUGUUGUCAUGUGUUGUGGGUCAUGUGUUGUGUGUCGUCUGUUGUCAUGUGUUGUCAUGUGUUGUGUGUCAUGUGUUGUGUGUCCUCUGUUGUCAUGUGUUGUCAUGUGUUGUGUGUCCUGUGUUGUCAUAUGUUGUGUGUCCUGUGUGGUCAUGUGUUGUGCGUCCUGUGUUGUGUGUCCUGUGUUGUCAUUUGUUGUGUGUCAUGUGUUGCGUGGCCUUUGUUGUCAUGUGUUGUGUGUCAUGUGUUGUCAUGUGUUGUGUGUCAUGUGUUGUGUGUCCCUGUGCCAUGUGUUGUGUGUCAUGUGUUGUGUGUCCUGUGUUGUCAUGUGUUGUGUGUCCUGUGUUGUCAUGUGUUGUGUGUCCUGUGUUGUCAUGUGUUGUGUGUCCUGUGUGGUCAUGUGUUGUGUGUCCUGUGUGGUCAUGUGUUGUGUGUCCUGUGUGGUCAUGUGUUGUGUGUCCUGUGUUGUGUGUCAUGUGUUGUCAUUUGUUGUGUGUCAUGUGUUGCGUGUCCCUGUGCCAUGUGUUGUGUGUCAUGUGUUGUGUGUCCUGUGUUGUCAUGUGUUGUGUGUCCUGUGUUGUCAUGUGUUGUGUGUCAUGUGUUGUGUGUCCCUUUGCCAUGUGUUGUGUGUCCUGUGUUGUCAUGUGUUGUGUGUCCUGUGUUGUAA
Molecule: messenger RNA, 1479 nt
Organism: Amphiprion ocellaris (clown anemonefish)
Lineage: Eukaryota; Metazoa; Chordata; Actinopteri; Pomacentridae
Product: keratin-associated protein 10-6-like
Exons: 2
Coding region: 1-1479 (492 amino acids)
Source: RefSeq, a predicted model, not a curated record